Acanthocheilonema viteae is the source of this 2067-nucleotide messenger RNA. The record is from the annotation of a GenBank genome assembly. NCBI's taxonomy places the organism in Eukaryota, Metazoa, Nematoda, Chromadorea, Rhabditida, Onchocercidae.
AUGGAUAGCAGUCUUGCAGUUCCAAAAAUUACCGAUACGGAAGGAUCACAUGUGCAAAAUGAAUUCUAUCGAUUCAUCAAUGAAUUCGAAAAUGCAAAUGGAACACUUAUUUAUAAAGAAGAAAUUCCACAUCUAUACCAUCCAGAACGCAACACGCUGUUUGUCCAGUUUGAUGACCUUUUCUCCUUCAGCAAUACGCUUGCAUCAGCGCUUGAAUUGCAGUUUUAUAGACUAUAUCCAUAUUUAUGUAGAGCUCUGCACCUGACUAUCAUGGAUGGUUGCAAUGACGAUAAUAUAAGACAACGGUUGCAAAGGAAGGAAUUUUAUGUCAGUAUUGGACAAAUUAGAAACAAACUCAGAGUUCGCGAAUUAACAGCUAGUAAAAUUGGCGCUUUGACGUGUAUUUCGGGACAGGUAGUGCGAACACAUCCAGUAUAUCCUGAACUUCAUAAAGGUGUUUUUAUCUGCGAUGACUGUGGAACGAAAGUUAAAAAUGUUGAACAACAAUUUCGCUACACACCGCCGGCACAAUGUGCAAAUCAGCAAUGCAGUAAUCGUGGUCGUUUCCAGCUGGAUAUCUACGAGUCAUCAUUCAUCGAUUUUCAGAAAAUACGUAUGCAAGAAACUCAAGCGGAAUUACCACGAGGUAGUAUCCCAUUAAGUUUGGAUGUUAUCUUACGCGGUGAACUCGUUGAAACCAUACAACCCGGUGAUCGGUGUGAUUUCGUCGGUGCACUGAUUGUCAUUCCAGAUGUAGCUCAGCUGAGUGCGCCAGGACUUCGAGCAGAAGCUUCCAGUCGUAAUCGACGUCGUGGUAUUGGAAAGGAGCAAGAGGGUAUUACUGGGUUGAAGGCUUUGGGUGUGCGAGAUAUGAACUAUAAAUUGGCAUUCCUAGCAUGCAACGUUACGGCCUCAAUUCCUUCGUUUGGUAGUCGAGUUCUUGCACAUGAAGAUUUGGACCAUAAUGAGUUGUGGUCACAGUUAUCUGAAAAUGAAAAGAAGGUGAUGCGUAAAAUGAGUGAAGAUAAAUCAAUCGCCCAAAAUCUUAUUUGCAGCUUGUUUCCAGACAUUUAUGGGAAUGACGAGGUAAAGCUUGGAGUACUUCUGAUGCUUUUUGGUGGUGUUCAGAAACGAAGUGAGGGAGAAGGAACUACUUUGCGUGGCGAUAUAAAUGUUUGUUUGAUUGGUGAUCCAAGCACAGCGAAAAGUCAAAUUUUGAAGACAGUGGAGCACUUUUCACCGAGAGCGGUUUAUACUUCCGGCAAAGCAUCGUCAGCAGCUGGUUUAACAGCAGCAGUUGUAAAAGACGAGGAGUCAUUUGAGUUUGUUAUUGAAGCUGGUGCUUUGAUGCUCGCGGACAAUGGUGUUUGUUGCAUUGAUGAAUUUGACAAGAUGGAUGUGAAAGAUCAAGUUGCAAUUCACGAAGCCAUGGAACAGCAAACUAUAUCGAUAACGAAAGCAGCGAAUCCGGUUGGUGGCCGUUACGAUCGGUCACGGCCAUUAAAGAACAACAUACAACUUUCUGCACCUAUCAUGUCUAGAUUUGAUCUUUUCUUCAUCCUAGUUGAUGAAUGCAAUGAGAUCGUAGAUUACGCUAUAGCUCGGCGCAUAUUGGACACUCAUCGUCAGCUAGCAAUCCAAGAAAAACCAGAAACAGUAUACAGUCUAGACGAUAUCCAUCGUUACAUUACUUUUGCUCGAUGCUUCAAGCCGAGGAUUGGUGAUGCAGCUGCAAUACUUUUGGUUUCUGAAUAUAAACGUUUACGUAUGAGCGACAGUAAUAAUUCGACUACAUCAUCCUGGCGAAUAACCGUGCGACAAUUAGAAUCGUUAAUACGACUUUCCGAAGCACUUGCUCGGCUUCAUUGUGAAGGCGAAGUCAAAGUGGAACACGUUCAUGAAGCUUCAAAACUACUGAGCAAAUCGAUAGUGCGCAUCGAACAGCCUGAUAUUGUUUUGCAAGAAGAUGAUACACUUUUGGAAGCUGAAAUGAUGGACGCGACGGAAUCAGAUACUCAAGGAGGAAGUGCUCUUCGUGAACGAAAUAGAGAAGCGGAAGGAAGUACA